Stegostoma tigrinum is the source of this 435-nucleotide messenger RNA. RefSeq lists its product as uncharacterized. NCBI's taxonomy places the organism in Eukaryota, Metazoa, Chordata, Chondrichthyes, Orectolobiformes, Stegostomatidae. Bases 1 to 435 code for a protein of 144 amino acids. The transcript is spliced from 5 exons. The record is from RefSeq and is a predicted model, not a curated record.
AUGACCCUGGUGGACUUUGGCCAAUACGUGGUAGCGAUCUUUACUCAGGACAAUCACUCUUGCUCCCCACGAAAGGAACGAGUAGUCUAUCUGGUGGUAUCUGUCCCCCUUUUAAGCUGCACCUCUGGCAUGAGGAUCCCUGUUCUGCAUUUCGAGUUAAUUCCACCCCCCUUCCUCACUCGCUUUCCUUCCAAUCGGAGCGACACAGUGGAACACUGCUGUCAAUACAGCGGCUCCCUACAUCCGGAUAUUGGAGCAGCCCAAACAACGCGGGAUGCGAUUCCGAUACAAGUGCGAGGGCCGCUCGGCUGGGAGUAUCCCCGGAGAGAAGAGCACAGACAGCACCAGGACCUACCCUGCCAUCGAGUCGCUGACAUUUCCCUGCACUGCAGCGACCGUUGUUGGCUGUACAUCGCACGGGAGGCGAUGGCCUAG